AUGGCUGUAGAAGAGAGCAGCCAAGCCAACUCUUUCCAGGGUCUGAAAUGCAAAAUCCGCUGGCUCUCACAGCUGUGUCUGGGUUUCUGGGGAGUGCUACGUGCCUGCAUACCACACAGUGUGCACAUGGUUAGACUGCCGCCUCCUCAUGUCUACGUGCUGUACAUCCCCUUCAAAGUAGCUCAAAAUGGAGGGCAAAGGAGACCGAAAGAUCCCAAGUGUGUUUUCAGUUUUCAUGGACCACAGCCUCCCUUCAGGCAGGUGCCCAGCUUGCUUCCUUGCGCUGCCCUCGGCACCGUGUCUUGUUUUGCCUUGCAGUUCUUUCCCUACGGGGAUGCCUCCAAGUUUGCCCAGCACGCCUUCCGAACCUUCGACAAGAACGGAGACGGAACCAUCGACUUCAGAGAGUUCAUUUGUGCACUCUCCAUCACCUCAAGAGGCAGUUUUGAGCAAAAACUAAACUGGGCCUUCAACAUGUACGACCUGGAUGGCGAUGGUAAAAUUACAAGAGUGGAAAUGCUGGAAAUUAUAGAGGCCAUCUACAAAAUGGUGGGCACCGUAAUAAUGAUGAAAAUGAACGAGGAUGGCCUGACACCCGAGCAGCGGGUAGACAAGAUUUUCAGCAAGAUGGAUAAGAACAAAGACGACCAGAUCACACUGGAUGAAUUCAAAGAGGCUGCAAAGAGCGAUCCUUCCAUCGUAUUACUGCUGCAGUGUGACAUUCAGAAAUGAGCUUGCGUCCAAGGCAUCAUAGACUGCACAGAAGUUUAAAUGUUCCAUUCGGUUUGCAGCUAUUUCCACACACACACAGACACAGACACACACACACACACACACACACACGAAUUUGCUUGGACUACCUACCUAUAAAUGGACUUGCUUCUUGUGUUUGAAACACUUGUGUGCAUGAGAAUGUCAUUUGCUAAAGAAUUUUAAAAGUAUAUAUUAUAAAAAAACAAACUGCCACAAUGUGACGUGUGCAAUGUCAUUUCAUAGCCACCCCAUUCCUCUGAAGCCUGUGCAGCAGUCCUGUGCUGCCGUGAAUUAUAUUAUUUAUUGUUCAUGUUUUACUGAUGCUAGCUCUGUGUCYUCUAGACUGAGUAAUGUUAGUGACACUGAAUUCCCACGGUAAUGUUAACUGUUUAUUAUGAGCCAUGUCACCAUUCUGCUGUAAAGUAGUACUGGACAGAGGGGAAGCGGCCCUCAGUGCUUUAGUCUGAUCCACACAUGUGCUUGUAUUGUCAGUGGAGAUAAAUGUACUUCAUUUGCAUGCCUUUUAGGUUUGCCUUAAUUCUUACCUCAUUUGCAUCCC
Messenger RNA from Nothoprocta perdicaria, 1312 nucleotides. RefSeq names its product visinin like 1 (gene VSNL1). NCBI's taxonomy places the organism in Eukaryota, Metazoa, Chordata, Aves, Tinamiformes, Tinamidae. Bases 1 to 732 code for a protein of 243 amino acids. Gene Ontology annotation, molecular function: calcium ion binding. The transcript has 4 exons. The record is from RefSeq and is a predicted model, not a curated record.